Messenger RNA from Didymodactylos carnosus, 693 nucleotides. The record is from the annotation of a GenBank genome assembly. Lineage: Eukaryota; Metazoa; Rotifera; Eurotatoria; Philodinida; Philodinidae.
AUGAUAGCUAUAAAAUGGAUGGACAAACGGGAAGUAUAUAUGUUAUCAACUAUUCACGACUCACGAAUGGUAGCAAUCAACAAAAUUGAUCAUAAAACAGGAAGACAAAUUAUGAAACCUGCCUGUAUUCAGAAUUAUAAUGAAAAUAUGGGAGCAAUCGAUUUAGUUGAUAUGCAGUCAAGUUUUACAGAAUGCAUUAGAAAAACAAUAAAAUGGUAUAAGAAGUUAUUUUUCCAUAUAGUUGAUAUGGCUUCAAUCAAUGCUUUCCGUUUAUAUAAAACAAAAAAUUCGAAGAAUAUUCAACCGAGAGACUUUCGUCUUCAACUGAUAAAAUAUAUUCUAUCAAAGUAUGAUAACCAAAAACGAAUUUCUAUCGGCAGACCAACAAUUGAUUCGCCACUACGUUUAUCUGCUAGACAUUUUCCAUCACUUGUUUCUCCUACUACCUCAAAAGCUGCUGCGCAGAGGAAAUGUUUUGUAUAUUCACUUGGUUAUCAAACUCAAUAUCAAAACGACCGCAUAUCGGCACAUAAUAUUCACAAAAUUGCCGCAUUAACCUUCAACCACGCAAAUGUGGUUAGAAAUGCAUUUGAACGGUUAUCCAUAAGUCUUGGCGAUGAUUAUGAAAAUAUUAUUGAUUAUUUUGAAGAAGAGCAUAUAUUGGUAUGUAGUCGUGGGUGUUUAUCGUUAUAG